Molecule: messenger RNA, 3300 nt
Organism: Anarrhichthys ocellatus (wolf-eel)
Lineage: Eukaryota; Metazoa; Chordata; Actinopteri; Perciformes; Anarhichadidae
Exons: 12
Coding region: 110-1165 (351 amino acids)
Biological process (GO): adenylate cyclase-activating G protein-coupled receptor signaling pathway
Cellular component (GO): plasma membrane
Molecular function (GO): G protein-coupled receptor activity
Source: RefSeq, a predicted model, not a curated record
UGCUUUUUGUCCCUUUGAGCGCACGGUAGAAACAGGAAGUACAAGAGAAAGCUACAGCAAAACAAAAACAAAUUGAUGCUAAACCAUCUAAAUUACACGUUGUCUCAAAAUGGACAGUCAAAACCCAAAGUCAACGAGUAACGAAUCACGCUGCGUAUUUGUUAAUACAGAUUCAGACGACUAUCAAUGCGUGGUGAUUUUAAGGGUAAAACGAGCCACAGGAACCUUCUCCUUAGUAGGAUGCAUUUUCAUGCUCUUUGUGAUCUGGCUGCUCCGCAGGUAUCACUCUCUGGCUCAGAAGAUGAUUCUCAGCCUGACAGUAGCCGCCUUCUUCGACAGCGUAGCAUAUGUCAUGGGUGAUGCACAUCCAGAGGGGGCUCUGUGUGACUUCCAGGCCUGCUGGCUAACUUACUUUGACUGGAGUGCCUUGGCCUGGGUUUGUCUCAUCACAGUGAACCUGUACCUCAACCUGGUGCGAGAAAUCAGCACCAACAGAUAUGAGAUAUGCGCGUAUAGGUACGCACACCCCUUCCACCCAUCCUUGUGUGAGGGGGUUAGGCCGGAAAAAAAGUUGUGGAUUCAAAAUGUAUUAAAUCCUGUGUUUUUUUUACGACCUGCUCGUGUUUGUGCUUUCUGCAGAUGGUACGUGCCUCUGUUCAGCCUCAUCUUCUUGAUGAUCUGCUGCAACGCCAGGAUAAUCUGCGUGGCCAAUGCAAGGAUGCAGUCAUGGUUGGGAACCUUCAACCCAGAGAGAGAGAGACGAAAGCUCUCCUUGGCGGAGGAGAUCAAGCCAUUGAAGUGGUAUCCUUCCGUUUACCUGCUGGUGUCCAUCUUUCCCCUCAUCAACAGGCUCCAUAAUGCCUUCUACCCACAGGAUCCGUCCUUCCCGCUCACCCUGUUGCACGUCCUGUCGGCACCGCUCCACGGCCUGGCCAACGCGUUUGUCUUCGGCCUGGAUAGGGAUUGGUGGAGCCUACUGAGCCUCACUGGCAUGCAGCUGGCUCUGCAGUCGCGGCUGUGUGACAGGACUCGGAUCGGAGAGUACCACCCCGGGGCGGUGCGCUACACACAGGCUGACCUGGUCGACCUCAGCGAUGACGACGACGAUGACACCAACGUGCUCUUCUACUCUCCUGACAUGACCCUGAAAGACAGAGGGCCCUGAGAGAGAGAGAGAGGGAGGGAGGGAGAGAAAAGAGCUGGAGGGAAGCCCGAAGGAAGAGAGACGCAGCGGAUUAGAAACCGAGAGGGAGGAACAAGAGGUGUGGGGGGGUGGAAGGGAAAAGAUUGGGGGGACAGUCGGGCAGAUAGAAGGCGGAGAUGAGCUGUCAGGUUCCAUUAUUAAUCCCCAUCCUUUACUAUUUAAUAUCCUAAAGACACACACACAUACUGAGCAGAGCUGCAGCUCCCUGCAACACUAUGAGGAGAGAGGAGCGGCUCUAAAGAUCCUCCUGAUGUUAAAGGCGUCUGCUGCAGAGCCAAAGGUCCUACAACAACUCCAGCAUUCUGCAGCGUUUUGGCAUACCACGAAAACAUGAAGAAUGGCUCAAAGGCAAUCAUAACAAGGUGUUUGUUUAGCAUUCACAGCAAUUACCUUUUCACUUCUCUACGGGGGGUGAAAAACGGGCCUUUUAAAAGGACCUCGUGUGUCAGAAGUUGAAAGCAUCAAUUUUCUUGGGGGGGUGGGGGGUACAGUGGCAAUACAGGAAGAGGACUUUGGUGGGGCGAAUUAGUCCCAAAGCAGUCUCUCCUUCCUCGGACAGUAUCUGUGUUCCCUUGUUUCAUCUUAUGACAUUACUGUUGUUGCAACUUUUCGCACAAGUAUUACUUUGAAAGACUGUUUGUAUUGUUGUUGUUUUUUAUGGAAUACUACAUUUGUUUGUUGCACUGUAUUUAUCAACAACCUGUACAUAUGUAUAUAUAGUGUACGCUCUAUUUUUGUACGUGCCUCGGACCGGAAUGUGAGGUUUGGUCCAAAAACCUGCUGCUCUCACGGAGACAGUCGAGGAAGAUUCAAUGGAAGCUAUGAACUUAAAAAAAAAACAUCUCACUAGUCGACGCAGACACGCGGGGCCUUCUUGGAAACGAUGACGAAGCAACAGCCUCUGACGGUUCAUUGCCUCGUGGCCCUUGUCCGUGGCGCUGAAGCGGGUGGGGGCAUAUAGCUGAGGUGUGAUUGGCAGGAUAAUAGAGUCGCUAUAUAUUCCACAUCAGCCCGUUGUUUUUUUCACACACGUCGAGGUGGUUCCGUCACUGUCGGGGCGCGAGCUGCCGCCUGUCAGCUGCCUCUGACAAGUUGAACUAAUGAACUGACACUUGACCCCCUUUUUACCCUUGAGUUGCCGAGCUCUUCUGCCGGGGCGGCAGUGAACGCCAGAGUGCAACUUUCGUUUGCAGUUCACAGAGCCCCCACCACUGUAUCACACACACACAUAUGCUCACGUGCACCAUGCCCCUACCCCUCUUUUGGCACUGUUGCUGAUUUUACUUGACUGUGCACUCCCAUCAAAUAAAUGAGCAGCAGAGACAUUUCAUAACAAAGCUGAGACUGGGCGUGUUUAUUUCAUUUUCACAUUCAUGCAAUCCCUCAUUCCCCCUCGUGCAGCUUCCCCUGCCUCCUGCGAAGUGUCUGUUAGUGAGUGUGUGUGCGUGUGUGCGCGUGCGCUUAAGACGCCUCUUAGACCUGGGCUGCUUAAAUAAUGGAUAUUAAUUAUUGGUCGGACCCUGCUGCCCCCCCCCCCCCCCGCCGGGUCUCCAAAUCUGGUUAACUGGAUUUUGAUUAAUGGAAUACGCGCGCCAUGUCCUCCAGAAAAGCUAGACUUUUCCCCCCUCCACGCGGCUCUUCCGCGGAAGCUCGAGCGUCUCGAGCCCUGCGCCCGUCUCCACAUAAAGAGCCCGGGAAAAAUAAGCGAAUCUCCCUGUCACGCAAGAAGAAUUAUUACACCCCCCCCCCUCUCUCAUAUCGUCGCAUGCGCCGUAAUUGGAUACAAUUUAACACCCCGCGGCCCACGGGCAUGUCGGCAGGCGCGCUGCCUGCUAUUAGCUCGCCUCGCCUCGCCACCCUAUCAUUUGUCAGAUCAGUGUUUGUGUGCCUGUGCGCGCGCGUGUGUGUGUGUGUGUUUGCGCACGUGCAUGUGGCUCGAGAAACCGGAGCCAUUGUUGGAGUCCGGCCAUGACCUAGCUGUGACGCACAGAGAGAGGAAGAGAGAGAGCGAGAGAGAGCGAGGGGGGAGAGGGGGGAGGGAGAGGCGACAGCAGCAGCCCAGACGCUGGCUGAAAAACAAGCCGGAGCUGUCGCCU